AUGGGCGUGUGCGCAUCAAAGACCAAUGAAAAACCAAGAGCAAGUGGAAAGGGUGGUCGUGGUGGCGGUGGUGCGGCGGAAUCUUUCCGGCGGCCGUCGUCAGUCAUGGUGAUGAACUUGGCCGGCGGUGGAAUCAAGGAGUACAAGCAACCGGUCCCAGCUAGAGUUGUUGUGUCGGAGAAUCCUGAUUACUACCUAUGUAACUCAGAGUCAAUGUGCGUCGGCACGUGCAUGCCACGCGUUCCUGAUGAGGAGGUGCUUCUACCUGGCCGAAUUUACUUUCUAGUCCCUCUCUCUCAUUCUCAUCACCAGUUGUCUCUCCCUCUCCUCUGUGAUCUCGCUGUUAAAGCUAGUUCAGUGCUGGAUAAUGCAAAUCCUUCUACUUCCACCACCACCAGCACAAGCUGUAAGCAAGGAACAGAGCCUAUGUUCAUCUUCAACGCCCUUAACUUUGACCCUUCAUUCUGUUUUCAUCGACCCUGA
Lotus japonicus is the source of this 483-nucleotide messenger RNA. RefSeq lists its product as uncharacterized. The transcript has a single exon. The record is from RefSeq and is a predicted model, not a curated record. Bases 1 to 483 code for a protein of 160 amino acids. NCBI's taxonomy places the organism in Eukaryota, Viridiplantae, Streptophyta, Magnoliopsida, Fabales, Fabaceae.